AUGGACUUUUUGACGCCUAACUUGGAUGUUCUUGCAAUGCCUCUUGACGUUGCCUAUCCCGCUGGAGUCUCCACCACCUACUCCCUGUUUGAGGGUGGACGUGGCGAAGGAGGCGAAGGCAUCUUCCCGCUCUCACCUGCCUACGUGCGUCUUCUCGAUCGCCGAAACAUCAAUGGGACCUCCUCCACCGCCGCCGCCGCCACCACCACCACAGUAACGCCAAGUCUCGCUUGGACCAGUCGUCACUGGCCCCAGGCCUGGGCUGCAGCCACUCUCAUUGCCAGUCUGCUGCCCCACCUCUGUCUGUAUGCCCCUGACAGUCUUCCAGGAGUGUUGUUACGCCGGUUUCUUUCCUCUAUCCACACAUGUCUCAUCGCCUCAGCAACGCCCAGCCAAUCACCAAUGACCACCUGCAUCCACCUCCUAUUCCAGACUAAUCACAUGCGUGACCACUGUUCAUCCCUCCUGCUUUUUGCCAUUGGUCGAUUGGCCGCGUUCGAAGAUGGUGCGGCACUGUUGCAAUCACUGGGUUUUCCGGAAUCGCUGCUUACCUUAACGAUUGGCAACGAAAAAAAUCGAUCAGAGUAUCGGCCCGUAAAUGUUAAGGAAACCAUCAACAACCAGCGCUUUCUUUGCUCAAAAAUUCUUCUGGCAUCCAUGGAUUACUCCGGGCCUGGGAUUGGACGAAGCCUUUUGGUGUCAAUUUGCUCAUGGGGUCAUAAUGCUCUGCGUUUGUUCGCGACAAAGUUUAUUCGCCUUCUUCUGCGACUAAAAAUACCCGGUACCCAAUCCUGGUGUGUCCCUUUGUUGGUUACUCUCUCCUUCGAUCCCGAUCCCAAAGUUGUUUACGAAGCCGUUUCCGUCCUUGAGGAGGCUUGCCUCGAUCCCGUUAGUGUACAAAUUCUCCUUGACCACCUUCAUCCGGAUAAAAAAUCGACAGGCACGGCCUUUCAGGCGGCAAACCGUUGCUGUGCAGCAUUCCCAAGUCCAGUUUUGCAUUUACUAUCGAUAGCCGGCUUCUCCAGCCAGAGGAUAGUCGCUUGCCUUCUCGCCAGUUCUCCUUGGAUGUUUAAACUGUUCUCCACGCCUAAGUCAUCCACAGUGCGAACUCUCGGUGCAUACUAUCGAAGCAAUAUUGUUGGAACACCACUCGAAUAUAUGUUACAGGCCUGGCUGGAAGUAUACAACGAAGAAUAUUCACGAAGCAUUGAAUCCCUUCUUCAAAAUAACUUUCGCCUUCACCAAUCACCGGUAGGUGUUCCCACGACCCAUAUAGGUCUCCCUUCUCUUAAACUCUGCCCUGCGUGCAAUCAGUCUAUCAGAUCCGCAACUGCCACUUUAAGGGCGCCUGGCGAUCAAGACGAUGACGAGCAUUUCCUCAAUCGACAAAGCAACCGAUUCUUCACACCAUUCAGUGCAGAUAGUGAGGAGGGGAGGGACGUGGUUGUCGAGUUGUCCCCGGUGGCCAAACAAUUCUUUUUUGAAACCAGUCAUACCUUCGUCCCAAUUCACCUUUUCUCCUGUCUGGCCUCUCAUGAGGCGGGAUUUCGAGUUCUGUUGGAGCACGGCCAUUUGCAGGAUCUGGCCGACCGGAUAUCGCUGCAUCACCACCAAUUGCCAGCGACGGAAGGGGCGAAGCCCUCGAUGACGAAUGCCAGUCCUGUUGAAGUGAAAGCCGCAAUUUGGGCACUCUCCCACGUCCUCGUCACCCGAAACGGCGCCUGCUGGGCACGGGCCCCGGGCAUCGUGGACGACCUCUUCCGCCUGACCACCCACGCGGAGUCACUUUCUGUUCGUGGGUGA
Molecule: messenger RNA, 1803 nt
Organism: Mesocestoides corti
Lineage: Eukaryota; Metazoa; Platyhelminthes; Cestoda; Cyclophyllidea; Mesocestoididae
Source: the annotation of a GenBank genome assembly